Messenger RNA from Sclerotinia borealis F-4128, 1110 nucleotides. The record is from the annotation of a GenBank genome assembly. NCBI's taxonomy places the organism in Eukaryota, Fungi, Ascomycota, Leotiomycetes, Helotiales, Sclerotiniaceae.
AUGGGUCUCGGACAGCUUUUCGCUGUUGCGGCGCCUAGGAAAGGAUCAUCGAAGUCAUCGUCGAAGGAAACAUCCAUGAUACCUUUGCAUCUUGAGCAAAUAUUUCGGUUCCCGGGAGGUCUUGCCGAAGUUUCGAGCGUUGUUAAGAAUCUUUCAGAAGGUUAUACAACAUAUCAAAAUGGGGUGGCACUCAGAAAUCAGCUCGAUUCCGUUAUUCCAGAGGUGCAAACUUUUGCGUCAGGAAUGAACCGAUAUUUGAAGAACAAAAAUUGGUUGGAUAUGUUUCAGACAUUUCUCGUGGGGGCAAACGUUGUUGCGGCUUUCAUGGAAGUAUUGCAAGGUUCUUCGAGUCUUGAAGAGAUCGGAUUGAAGAUCUAUGGCGAAAUGGAAGCGCAGACGGGACUUGCUGCCCCAGAAAAGUUUGCGAAACAUGUCGACAAAUACAUCCGGAAAGAGGCAGCAAGUGUUUACGGCGGCGAUGCCGAGCAUCUUUAUUUCCUUUAUCACCCGGACACAGAUUGGCAUGGCGAGUUUCACGAUAUAGUCCAAAACAAACCGGUGCCUAGUAAUUUUCUCGGCAUGUCUGAAAACCUUCAUGCUCUCUGUACCUGGAUGUUAUUCAUGCGCAAACGACUUGAAAGAUCAAAAAUAAACGCACAUUUCCAUCUUCUCAUUCCAGCAUACAGACCCAUGGUCAUUAGGACGGCUUUCGUCUUCCCUGAAGAUCUUUACCCUCUGACGGUCCGCGGACACAUUCACAAUUCCAAAGAAUAUGUCUGGCUCAAUCUUCCUACCAUGAAAGACGUUCCUUCUGACUUGUUCGAGAUGUCAAGCGUGGGAAAUAUUGCAGCUUUGCCCAAGCCACCGGCAUUAUGGCAGCAUGCUCUGAUUUGGGUUGGGAGUAUCGUCAUGCCGAAAAAAGCGCCACCUCCAAUAGUUCUUGGACGUGGACAAAUAAGUCCAAACACCCCUAUUGGAAUGGAAGAUAACGAAGAUGAAAAACUUCAACCUCCGGAAGAUAUUACCAUUCAGCCCGAAACACGACAAAUAGUAAGAGGUGAGAAGAAGCGAAGGCAUCGAAGUUUACGACCCAAGGGUGAACUCAAAUAG